Scutellospora calospora is the source of this 299-nucleotide messenger RNA. Lineage: Eukaryota; Fungi; Glomeromycota; Glomeromycetes; Diversisporales; Gigasporaceae. The record is from the annotation of a GenBank genome assembly.
UCAAAUUAAUACUAUUAGUAUAAAAGAUAUUGAAAAAACUAUUAAUCAAAAUAUGGAGGGUAUUAAGAAAACUAUUAGUCAAAGUAAUGAUAAUAUUGAACAAAAUAAUAUAGAAAGUCAAAGUAAUGAUAAUAUUGAACAAAAAGAAUUAGAAAAAGAAUUAGAAGAAUUAGAAGAAAAUAAAUUAGAAGAAUUAGAAAGAGAAUUAGAAGAAUUAGAGGAAGAAGAAGAAUUAGAAGAAUUGGAAAGAGAAUUAGAAGAAUUAGAGAAAGAAGAAUUAGAAAAUGAAGAACUAAAAA